Messenger RNA from Coregonus sp. 'balchen', 7312 nucleotides. NCBI's taxonomy places the organism in Eukaryota, Metazoa, Chordata, Actinopteri, Salmoniformes, Salmonidae. The record is from the annotation of a GenBank genome assembly.
AUGAAUUUCAGACAGGUAAGUUGAUUGAUAUCAGAAAGUAAACUGGAGAUAAUUAUGUAAAUUACUUAUAUGAACAUGCAUUAUGACCCCAAUAUGAUGUUUAUUUGGUAGUAAUAUGGACAAAUAGGAUUAGAUUGAUGCAUUAUCAAACUUUAACUUUAGAUCCAUUCCAUGUUUAAUUAAUGUUACAUUUCUCAGCAUGAAAAAAGACAUGACAGUUGUGUUUUCUUUGUUCAGAAAUAACUGUAGUUAGUGAGGUUAUAUUUCGUAUGUAAAAAUGACGUUGAAAAUAUACACUGAGUGUACAAAACAUUAGGAACACCUUCCUAAUUUUGAGUUGCACCCCCUUUUGCCCUCAGAACAGCCUCAAUUUGUUCAGGGCAUGGACUCUACAAGGUGUCGAAAGCGUUCCCCAGGGACGCUGGCCCAUGUUGACUCCAAUACUUCCCACAGUUCUGUCAAGUUGGCUGGAUGUCCUUUGGGUAGUGGACCAUUCUUAAAAUUAAUACACAUGGGAAACUUAAUGUAGUUAUGUAGUGUUGUGAUGUAGUGUUGUGAUGUAGUGUUGUGAUUUAGGUGUGAUGUUGUGUUAGUGUAGUGAUGUUGAGUAUGUGUGUAGUGAUUAGUGCAUGAUGUGGGGAUGUAUUUGUGAUGUAGUGUAUGUAUGUAGUGAUUGUGAGUAUUGUAUUGUAUGUAGUAUGAUAUGUAGUUUGUAGUAUUAUGAUAAUGUUGAUGUUAUAAUGUAUUAGUGUGUAUGUAAUGUAGUGAUGUUAGUGUGUAAUGUAGUUUUGUUUGUGUUUAGUAUUUGUGUAGUGAUGUAUGAUUUGUGUGGUGAUGUAACUGUGUGAUGUAAUUAAUUAGUUGUAUUGUCGAUUGUAGUGUGUAUGUAGUAGUGGUAGUGAUUGUGCAGUGAUAGUGUGUGAUGUAGUGUAUGUUUAUGUAGUGUGUAGUGAUGUAGUGUAGUGAUGUAUGUAGUGAUGUAAGUAGUAGUAGUGAUGUAUGUAGUAAUGUAGUGUGUAGGUAGUGAUGUAAUGUGUUUUAGUGUAGUGAUUAGUGCAGUGAUGUAGUGUAGUGAUGUAAUGUAGUUAUGUAGUGUAGUGAUUUAGUGUAGUGAUGUAAUGUAGUGAUGUAGUGUAGUGAUGUAAUGUAGUUAUGUAGUGUAGUGAUUUAGUGCAGUGAUGUAGUCCAAUGAUGUAGUGUAGUGAUGUAGUGAUGUAGUGUAGUGAUGUAAUGUAGUGAUGUAGUUAGUAUGUAGUGAUGUAGUGUAGUGAUGUAAUGUAGUUAUGUAGUGUAGUGAUUUAGUGUAGUGAUGUAGUGUAGUGAUGUAAUGUAGUUAUGUAGUGUAGUGAUUUAGUGUAGUGAUGUAAUGUAGUAAUGUAGUGAUGUAAUGUAGUGUAGUGAUGUAAUGUAUAGUGUAGUGAUGUAAUGUAGUUAUGUAGUGAUAUAAUGUAGUUAUGUAGUGAUGUAAUGUAGUGAUGUAAUGUAGUGAUGUAAUGUAGUAAUGUAAUGUAGUGAUGUAGUGUUGUGAUGUAGUGUUGUGAUGUAGUGUUGUGAUGUCUUGAUAUAGUGAUGUAGUGUAGUAAUGUAGUGAUGUAGUGUAGUGUUGUAGUGUAGUGUUGUGAUGUCUUGAUAUAGUGAUGUAGUGAUGUAGUGUAGUGAUGUAGUGUAGUGAUGUAGUGUAGUGUUGUGAUGUCUUGAUAUAGUGAUGUAGUGAUGUAGUGUAGUGAUGUAAUGUAGUGUAGUGAUGUAGUGUAGUGAUGUAAUGUAGAGAUGUACUCUGUAGUGUUGUGAUGUAGUGAUAUUGUGUAGUGAUGUAGUGUCAUGAUGUAGUGUCGUGAUGUAGUGUCGUGAAGUGAUGUCUUGAUAUAUUGAUGUAGCGUAGUGUCGUGAUGUAGUGUCAUGAUGUAGUGAUAUUGUGUAGUGAUGUACUAUAGUGAUGUAGUGUAGUGAUGUAGUGAUGUACUCUGCAGUGUAGGGAUGUAGUGUAGUGAUGUAGUGAUAUUGUGUAGUGAUGUACUAUAGUGAUGUAAUGUAGUUAUGUAAUGAUGUACUCUGUAGUGUAGUGAUGUAGUGUAGUGAUGUAGUGAUGUAGUGAUAUUGUGUAGUGAUGUAGUGUUGUAAUGUAGUGUUGUAGUGUAGUGAUGUAGUGAUGUACUCUGUAGGUGUAGUGAUGUAGUGUAGUGAUGUAGUUGAUAUGUGUAGUGAUGUACUGUAGUGACGUAGUGUAGUGUGUAGUCUAGUGAUUUUGUUGUAGUGUAGUGAUGUAGUGUAGUGAUGUAGAGAUAUUGUGUAGUGAUGUACUGUAGUGAUGUAGUGUAGUGAUGUAGUGUAGUAGUGAUGUAGUGAUUUGUGUAGUGAUGUACUGUAGUGAUGUAGUGUAGUGAGUAGUGAUGUAGUGUCGUGAUGUACUGUAGUGAUGUAGUGUAGUGAUGUAGUGAUGUAAUGUAGUAAUGUAGUGAUGUAGUGUAGUGAUGUAAUGUAGUUAUGUAGUGUAGUGAUUUAGUGCAGUGAUGUAGUGUAGUGAUGUAAUGUAGUUAUGUAGUGUAGUGAUUUAGUGUAGUGAUGUAAUGUAGUGAUGUAGUGUAGUGAUGUAAUGUAGUUAUGUAGUGUAGUGAUUUAGUGCAGUGAUGUAGUGCAGUGAUGUAGUGUAGUGAUGUAGUGAUGUAGUGUAGUGAUGUAAUGUAGUGAUGUAGUGUAGUAAUGUAGUGAUGUAGUGUAGUGAUGUAAUGUAGUUAUGUAGUGUAGUGAUUUAGUGCAGUGAUGUAGUGUAGUGAUGUAAUGUAGUUAUGUAUUUGUAUUUGGAUUUAGUGUAGUGCAUGUAUUGAUGUAGUAAUGUAGUGAUGUAAUGUAGUGUAGUGAUGUAAUGUAGUGUAGUGAUGUAAUGUAGUGUAGUGAUGUAAUGUAGUGAUUGUAGUGAUGUAAUGUAGUGAUGUAAUGUAGUGAUGUAAUGUAGUAAUGUAAUUUAGUACUGUAUGUAGUGAUGUAUUGUGUGUGAUGUAGUGUGUGAUGUGUGUGUUGUUUGAUGUUUGAUUAGUGUGAGUGUGUAUGUGUGUAGGUAUGUAGUGAUGUAGUGUAGUGUGUAGUUGUUGUAGUGUUGUGAUGUCUUGAUAUAGAUGGUUAGUAAGUGUGUAUGUAGUGGUGUAUGUAGAUGUAGUGAUGUAUGAUAUGUGUGUCGUGUUGUUGUAGUGAUGUGUUGUGAGUGUGUGUGAUGUAGUUGUAUCUAUAGUGAUGUAGUGAGUGUAGUUAGUGAUGUAAUGUAGUGUUAGUGUGAUGUAGUGUAGUGUGUAAUGUAGAGAUGUAUCUUGUUAGUGUUGUAAUGUAGUGAUAUUGUGUAGUGAUGUAGUGUCAUGAUGUAGUGUCGUGAUGUAGUGUCGUGAAGUGAUGUCUUGAUAUAUUGAUGUAGGUAGUGUCGUGAUGUAGUGUCAUGAUGUAGUGUAUGAUUGUUUAGUGAUGUACUUAGUGAUGUAGUGUAGUGAUGUUAGUGGAUGUACUUGGCAGUGUAGGGAUGUAGUGUAGUGAUGUAGUGAUGUAGUGAUAUUGUGUAGUGAUGUAGUGUUGUAAUGUAGUGUUGUAGUGUAGUGAUGUAGUGAUGUACUCUGUAGUGUAGUGAUGUAGUGUAGUGAUGUAGUGAUAUUGUGUAGUGAUGUACUGUAGUGACGUAGUGUAGUGAUGUAGCAUAGUGAUGUAGUGUAGUGAUGUAGUGUAGUGGAUGUUAGUGAUUAUUGUGUAGUGAUGUACUGUAGUGAUGUAGUGUAGUGAUGUGUAGUGAUAUGUGUUAGGUUGAUGUACUGUAGUGAUGUGUAGUAGUGACGUAGUGAUGUAGUGUCGUGAUGUAGUGUCGUGAUGUAGUGAUGUAGUGAUAUUGUGUAGUGAUGUACUGUAGUGAUGUAGUGUAGUGAUGUAGUUUGUAGUGAUGUAGUGAUAUUGUGUAGUGAUGUACUGUAGUGAUGUAGUGUAGUGAUGUAGUGAUAUUGUUUAGUGAUGUACUGUAGUGAUGUAGUGUAGUGACGUAGUGAUGUAGUGUCGUGAUGUAGUGUCGUGAUGUACUGUAGUGAUGUAGUGUAGUGACGUAGUGAUGUAGUGUCGUGAUGUAGUGAUGUACUCUGUAGUGUAGUGUCGUGAUGUAGUGAUGUAGUGUAGUGAUGUAGUGUCGUGAUGUAGUGAUAUUGUGUAGUGAUGUACUGUAGUGAUGUAGUGUAGUGAUGUAGUGUAGUGAUGUAGUGAUAUUGUGUAGUGAUGUACUGUAGUGAUGUAGUGUAGUGAUGUAGUGUAGUGAUGUAGUGAUAUUGUGUAGUGAUGUACUGUAGUGAUGUAGUGUAGUGACGUAGUGAUGUAGUGUCGUGAUGUAGUGUCGUGAUGUAGUGUAGUGAUGUAGUGUAGUGAAGUGAUGUCUUGAUAUGGUGAUGUACUGUAGUGAUGUAGUGUAGUGAUGUAGUGUAGUGAUGUAGUGAUAUUGUGUAGUGAUGUAGUAGUAGUGAGUUGUAGCAUAGUGAUGUAGUGUAGUGAUGUAAUGAUGUACUCUGUAGUGUAGUGAUGUAGUGUAGUGAUGUAGUGAUAUUGUGUAGUGAUGUACUGUAGUGAUGUAGUGUAGUGACGUAGUGAUGUAGUGUCGUGGUGUAGUGAUGUACAGUAGUGAAGUGAUGUCUUGAUAUGGUGAUGUAGUGUAGUGAUGUAGCAUAGUGAUGUAGCAUAGUGAUGUAGCAUAGUGAUGUAGUGUAAUGAUGUAGUGAUAUUGUGUAGUGAUGUAAUGUAGUGUCGUGAUGUAGUGUCAUGAUGUAGUGAUGUAGUGUCGUGAUGUAGUGAUGUAAUGCAACAGGAUGUCUCAAUGCAUUAUGAUAAGGAUUAUUUAUGUGUAGAACAUUAUGAUGUAUGGCCUUUGUAUCUUAAAGAUCUGUAUAGAGUAGCAGAAAAUAAUCUCAAAUUGUUAAUUAACAUCUUAUAUCUGUGUGUUCUCAGGUGGUGAACAUGGCGUCGUGUUGGCUUGUCUGUGUCCUGGCAGUGUGGACCUCUGUGUUGGGUCUGGCCCAGUGUUGUCCAGAGACCUGUAGCUGUCUGGAUAAAUAUGCCCACCACGUCGCUGACUGUGCCUACAAAGACCUGCUGUUAGUUCCCGUAGGCCUCCCCUCCAACGUCACCACCCUCUCUCUCUCCGCCAACAAGAUCAAACUCCUGAAGGCCAAGAGCUUUAUUAAUGUCACCCAGGUGUGUAUGUGUGUGAAAAUGUUGGUAGAGCAUGGUUCUUGCAACACCAAGGAUUGUGGGUUUGAUUCCCAUUGGGGCCAGCCAUAUGACAAACGUAUGAAUGCAUGACUGUAAGUCACUGUCUGCUAAAUGGCAUAUAUUAUAUUAUUAUAUUACAUGGGAUGGGCUGGGUACAGCAAAAUACACAUUAAUAAAGUAUUCUUCUUCAGGUGACCUCCCUAUGGCUGGCCCACAAUGAGAUCGUGACCAUGGAGAAGGACACCUUGGCCCUGCUGAUCCAGCUCCGCAACCUGGACCUCAGCUACAACAAGAUAAUCAACUUCCCCUGGGAGGACCUGGCCGACCUCACCGCCCUUCAGCUGCUCAAGAUGAACAACAACGAGAUGAUCAACCUCCCUAAAGACGCCUUCUCCACCCUCAAAGACCUGAGGUCCCUGAGGAUCAACAACAACAGGUUCACCACUAUAGUCCAGGGGACCUUCAGCUCUCUGAGCUCCAUGUCUCACCUGCAGAUCUACAACAACCCAUUCACCUGCUCCUGCAGUCUGGAGUGGCUGAAAGACUGGAUCACAGAGUCUAAGAUCUCUGUCCCAGAGCAGGACUCUAUCGUCUGUGAGGCCCCAGAGCAUCUGAAAGGGGCCCUGGUGACCAAGAUGCCCAAGCUGGACUGCAAGGCCCCAACGGUGUCCAUCACCUACCAGCCCAACCUGGACAACACUGAGCUAUACGAGGGCUUUAUGGUGAUUCUCAAUUGUGAGACCAAGGGCAACCCCAAACCAGAGGUCAGCUGGGAGGUGGUGAAUGCAGGGAACCAGAAGUUCACAUUCAGUUUGCCCUCUGUUGUCAGCGCGAAGAGCGACUCGCCCAUCAACGAUAAAACCACCAACGGCCGGUUCCUGGUCUUCCAGAACGGCACCAUGAUCAUCCCCCGUAUGAGCAAGAAGGAGGAUGGGAACUACAGCUGCUCAGCUGUCAACGACCUCGGUAAAGCAGACAGCACAGUGAAGGUAGUAGUGGCGGGCAGCAAAAAACAGGCCAUUAACUCCAUGCUGGACUCCACAGCAGAUAAGAUCCUCCGUCCGUCUGGUGGAAACAAGCCGGGGCUUAAGAUGACCAGCAACGUCAUCAACUGGCCCAAGUCCAACUCUGAGAAGACCAAGACCGUUCCAACUGGGUCGUCUGGUAAACACGGCGAUGGGGCUCAGCGCAGGCUGGCGAGGGCUCAGAGGAGCUACCGUUUGCCAGUAAGUGUGGCAUCAGCGAUGGCACUCAGUACAUCUCCAACCACGCAUUCAACCUCAGUCUGGACCAGCUGAAGCAGUACACCUUUGAUUUCGGCGUCAUUGCGUUGGAAGUGUCCGAGACCGAGGCCAAAGUGCAGCUGAAUCCCCUCCAGCUCCCCAACAGUAAGAACAACCUCCACCUCAGCCACAAUGAGAACCUAGAGACCGUCAACAAAGAGCCGUUCAGCCUCUAUCAAGCCUGGACCCAAACAGCCCCUCUGGACGUGCUCUAUCUGUGUUUUAAUACUGGUAACGGACACUCUGUGGUGCAGUGGUCCCGGAUAGAGGAAGGAAUCAACGCCUACAAGUUCCAGGGCCUACAACCAGGCACUAACUACACCCUGUGUCUGACCUAUGGAGGUCAGGACUGUCAGGUCCAGGUAGUCUUCACAACCAGGAAGAAGAUUCCUUCUCUGCUAAUCAUAGUGGUGGUUAGUACCUUCCUGUUGGCGCUGGCUACAGUCCCUCUGCUGGGUGCCACCUGCUGUCAUCUCUUAUACAAGUACCAGGGAAAAACUUACGAACUGAUCAUGAAGGCAGCGCAGAAGAACCCAGAUCAAAUGGAGAAACAGAUGGUCGGAGGUGAUUUCGACCCCCGGGAGUCGUUUGUUGAGUCAGAGAAUAAUUUUAACCCAAGUGAGAUGGGAGAAGGAGAGGGGGAAGAGGGAGAGGACGGGGAGGAGGGGAGUGUGGUUACCGAGUCUAUCCUGGGUUCUACAUCAAAAUUUGAGGCGGGUUCGGAGUACAGCGAUAGAUUACCAUUGGGCGCCGAGGCAGUGAAUAUCUCGGAGGAUGGAAACGGUAACUACAAAGAGCCGAGUCGCUGA